AUGACUCGAGCUACCGUGCCGAACGCCUCGCCGCCCGCAAGUCAAAGGCACCUGGCGCCUAUCACCUGCCAGGUACCUCAUGACGAGACGGCCGCCCAGGAGCGUUCCCCCCUUGCGCGCCAUCCCGCAGUUGUGCGUGCACCCGACACCGACACCGGCACUCUCGCUGCCCUUCCCUUCUUCUCAAACGUCAAAGGCAGCAGCUUCCCCUCCGACCUUUGCCACGGCCUCUAUGCGUCGCGUGUCCCGCGCCUCCGUCGAGCUCUGAAGCAGCCACCCCGGCCAGGUCAAGCUCGAACGGCAGGGUUGAGGUGCAGCAUCGAGCAAGGACCGAAGGGGUCAACUGCCUCGUCAGGCUCGGCCGCAUCGGAGGAGGCCCCGCCCUCAUCGUACGGUCCGUUGAGGCGGCCGUCAGCAGGCCGGAUCUCCCUCGUCGAAUCGACGGCGGGUUGCAGCAGCGGGAGAUUGGCCGCCGACCGCCAUUCACCGUCGUCACCUGCCUCUCCGCAGCAGAGCACUGGCCGUUCCGCGUCGACGCUCGCCGCAAGGGACGACAAAAUGGCCACUCAGUUCAUCGGCCUGCACAUGAGUGUCGUCCUACGGGACCCCUCCGGAUAUCGCCUCACCGGGACCGUUCGGGACGUGGAAGCAGGGAGCAGCCUGACCUUGACGAACGUCUACAUCGAUGCCACCAAGGAACACGCGGCCCAGAUGACGAUCAACGCGGCCAACAUUGCCGACCUGACCGAGGUGCCGCUCGACAAUGUGCUUCCCGCCGCGGCGGCGGCACCCGAGCCGGUUCCCGUCGCCGUCUUCCCGCAGCCUGGACCGCCACAACCCGCGUUUGUUGAUCCGGCCAUUCUCAGCAUGAGCAAGCGGCCAGGUUCGUCGACGCCGACGCCCGCCGGCAUGCAAUAUCAGCUGGGGGAGGGCACCUCGCCCCGCGUGCACGUGACGCGUCCGGAGAAGCUUCCGGAGGAGAGGCGACCGGAGCAGGAUAUCCUCGACUCGAUCAAGGGCCUGACGGUCGGCAGCGGCAACAAGGAAAGUCGGAACGGCAAGGCCGCGGAAACGCGUGACGGGCCGAUGCAGAAGAGGAGAGCGCGAAGUCGCCACGCGAAGCAGUCGAACUCGCAGCCGGGCGAUCGACGAGUGGCCGCCGGCUCACCCGCGGCGGCUGGGUCGCAAAGCGGCUACGGCAAGGGAUGGAGGGAAACACCGAUCCUCGAGAGCACCGCCUCGUUUCAACCCUUCAGUGCUCUGAAGCGCCAGGCCAAGGCCAAGGGCAAAGGAGGCGCCCCGGACAACGGGUGGGCGUCGGAGGAUGUCACCGAGGAGAUGGGCGACUUUGACUUUGAGAACAACUUGGCCAAGUUCGACAAGCGCACCAUCUUUGACCAGAUGCGAAAGGAGGACCCCAUCGACGAAUCGAACCGGCUCGUUUCCCACAACCGCAGGCCCAAGCCAGGAACUGCCGGAGGCAAGAACCUGCAUUACACGGAGAACGUCUUGGAUGCGACGUCGACCAAGGUCCGAGGCGCCGACUUUUGGAACAGCGAGGCCGAUGUUGGGGCCAACGAGGAGGGCAAGCACAGCGGGCGAGAGAACAGAAACGGCCAAGGCGGCGCUCGGCGCGCCGACGGCAAGCCUGUGCCAUCUCGUCGAUCGCAGUCUCGGAAGGCGAGCGCCGCGUUGGGAAGCCAGCCACUGAGCCGCGUCAAUUCUACCGUUCGUAAACCCCUCCUCCCCUUGGGCGUCAAAGAUGAUUCCUGCGUCCUAGACGGACCGGGAGAAGGUCGUGGCCGACGCGAGGCUGACGCGAAGCAGCAUCAAAUGCAACCGCCGGGGCUCUACCUCUCGUCGUCGAAGCGCCGUCUCGAGGCCAUCUCGACGCUGCAGAUGCUCAACCUCGAGAACAUUGCCGCCAACGAACUCGGCUUCAGUGAGAGUCUGAUGGCCGAGAACGCGGGCCGAGGCAUCGCCGAGGUUGCCGUCUCCGCCCUCGACGACCCCGCCAUCAAGGUGCGGUUCGGCCUCGCCGGGGCGGGCCUGUCGGCGGACACGUCGCUCGCCGGUUCCGUCGUCGUCAUCCUCGCCGGCAACAACAAGUCGGGCAUCCGCGCGCUGGCGGCCGGGCGUCACCUCCGCAACAAGAACAUGGACGUGCUCGUCUGCCUCGUCGGCGUGGAGCGCGAGCGGGACCUGCUCGAGGACCUGCGGCGGCAGAUUCAGCUGUACCGAAACUUUGGCGGCAAGGUCCUGGACAAGAACGACUUCUUCGAGCACCUGCGCAAGAGCGCGGCGUCGGGCGCCGCCGUCUCCGUCUCCCUCAUCGUCGACGCCCUGCUGGGCCUGACAAUCUCGUUCGAGGAGCUGCGGGUAGGCGACCAGGCGACGGUGUACGAGCUGAUGGAGUGGGCGAACCGCAACGAGGCCUUUGUGCUCUCGGUGGACGUGCCGACGGGCAUCGACCCGAUGACGGGCAAGGUGGCCAUCAUCGACGGCGGCCAGCUGUACAUCAAACCUCGGUACGUCGUCGCCGUCGGGGCGCCGAAGCGAGGGCUGGUCGAGGCGGUGACGCCGGCGUCGGAAGGCGACAUCGGCUUCGGCAGCACCGCGCACGAGGACCAGUGGCGCCUGUUCCUCGUCGACAUGGGACUCGGCAGCGCCGUGUGGAGGAAGGCGGGGACAAAGGUGCGGCGAGGCAUCGACUUUGACGGCAAGUGGGUGCUCGAGAUGCGCUACCGCGGCGCCGAGAGCGACGACGGACAGGAGAACUGA
Drechmeria coniospora is the source of this 2781-nucleotide messenger RNA. Its product is annotated as YjeF-N domain protein. Lineage: Eukaryota; Fungi; Ascomycota; Sordariomycetes; Hypocreales; Ophiocordycipitaceae. Gene Ontology annotation, biological process: deadenylation-independent decapping of nuclear-transcribed mRNA; P-body assembly. Bases 1 to 2781 code for a protein of 926 amino acids. Gene Ontology annotation, molecular function: mRNA binding. The record is from RefSeq and is a predicted model, not a curated record. The transcript is spliced from 4 exons. Gene Ontology annotation, cellular component: P-body.